UUGAAGUAUCAGCUAAGAAAACGAAGCAGUACGUCAGAAGGCUGUGAGGUUGUUCGCUGGUACUGCACUACGGAAGAGGAUCAGAAGGGCGCUUUGUGCGAAAUCUGGGCUCAAAGCGGUCUGUGCCAAGCUCAUCGUCCGACAAUGUUUUUGUUCUGUCGAAAGACAUGUCUCUGCGGUGGUGACCCAGCGCUUGACUAA
This is a messenger RNA of Haemonchus placei, 201 nucleotides long. The record is from the annotation of a GenBank genome assembly. NCBI's taxonomy places the organism in Eukaryota, Metazoa, Nematoda, Chromadorea, Rhabditida, Trichostrongylidae.